ACUACCGUUUGCGUAACCGGAAAUAGCUUUACGGAGCGUACACGUUAGAUGAGCUGCAGCUAAAAACCAAAUUAGUUUCUUUAAUCCAUUAUUAAUUUUCCCGAAAAGGAAAUGCCUUCGCUAAAUGGGAAAACAGAUGUCAUAUUUGAGGAAGAUGAUCUGCCUUAUGAAGAGGAGAUCAUCAGGAAUCCCUACUCAGUCAAGUGCUGGAUGCGGUACAUUGAGUUCAAGCACAACGGGCCCAAGUCUAUCCUCAAUAUGAUUUACGAGCGGGCUCUGAAAGAACUGCCUGGCAGUUACAAGCUGUGGUACAAUUACUUGAGAGAAAGACGGAAACAAGUCAAAGGGAAAAGUAUCACCGAACCUGUCUAUGAGGAGGUCAAUAACUGCCAUGAAAGAGCGCUGGUUUUUAUGCAUAAGAUGCCCAGAAUAUGGCUCGAUUACUGCCAGUUCCUGGUGUCUCAGUGUAAGAUCACAAGGAGUCGGCGAACAUUUGACCGGGCGCUCCGAGCUCUUCCUGUCACUCAGCAUCCACGCAUCUGGCCUCUGUAUCUCCGCUUUGUGCGAAACUUGCCCCUGCCCGAGACAGCUAUCCGGGUGUACCGCAGAUAUCUUAAGCUCUCUCCGGAGAAUGCAGAGGAAUACAUAGACUACCUGCGGUCUGUAGGCCGCCUAGAUGAAGCUGCUGUGCGACUAGCAGCUGUUGUGAAUGAUGAAAGCUUUGUGUCCAAAGAGGGAAAAUCGAACUACCAGUUGUGGCAUGAGCUUUGCGACCUGAUCUCCCAGAACCCUGAUAAGGUGAACUCUCUGAAUGUAGGGGCCAUCAUCCGAGGAGGCCUGACUCGCUUCACAGACCAACUUGGCAAACUUUGGUGCUCCUUAGCUGAUUACUAUAUUCGUAGUGGCCACUUUGAGAAGGCGCGAGAUGUGUAUGAGGAGGCCAUCCUUACUGUAGUGACCGUCAGGGAUUUCACGCAAGUUUUUGACAGUUAUGCUCAGUUUGAGGAGAGCAUGAUUGCUGCCAAGAUGGAGACCACCUCUGAGAUGGGGCAGGACGAAGAUGAUGACAUAGAUCUGGAGCUGAGGUUGGCCCGCUUUGAGCAGCUAAUAGCCCGGCGACCACUCCUACUGAACAGUGUGCUGCUGCGCCAGAACCCACAUAACGUCCAUGAGUGGCAUAAGCGGGUGAAGCUGUACGAGGGAAAUCCACGGCAGAUCAUCAACACAUACACUGAGGCAGUGCAGACUGUUGACCCCAUGAAGUCCACAGGGAAACCUCACUCCCUCUGGGUCUCCUUUGCUAAGUUCUAUGAGGAAAAUGAGCAGCUGGAUGACGCUAGAACCAUCUUUGAGAAGGCCACCAAAGUGAACUACAAGCAGGUGGAUGACCUGGCUGGGGUGUGGUGUGAAUACGGAGAGAUGGAGUUACGCCAUGAGAACUAUGAACAGGCACUGCGCAUACUGCGGAAAGCUACAGCCAUCCCAUCCAAGAAAGCUGAGUACUUUGACGCUUCUGAGCCAGUCCAGAACAGAGUCUACAAGUCCUUGAAGGUCUGGUCUAUGUUGGCAGAUUUGGAGGAGAGUCUUGGCACUUUUCAGUCUACAAAGGCGGUGUAUGACCGUAUUAUUGACCUCCGCAUUGCCACGCCUCAGAUCAUCAUCAAUUAUGCCAUGUUCCUGGAGGAGCACAACUACUUUGAGGAGAGCUUCAAAGCAUAUGAGCGGGGCAUUGCGCUUUUCAGGUGGCCAAAUGUGUAUGACAUAUGGAACACCUACCUCACCAAGUUCAUUGACCGAUAUGGGGGCAAGAAGCUGGAGAGAGCUAGAGAUUUAUUUGAACAAGCCUUGGAUGGCUGCCCGGCCAAGUUCGCCAAGACUAUUUAUCUGUUGUAUGCUAAAUUGGAAGAGGAGUAUGGCUUGGCACGACAUGCCAUGGCUGUCUAUGAAAGAGCAACACAGGCCGUGGAGACUGAGGAGAGACAUCACAUGUUCAACAUCUAUAUCAAAAGAGCUGCUGAAAUCUAUGGAGUCACCUACACCAGAGCCAUUUACCAGAAGGCCAUUGAGGUCCUUCCUGAUGAACACUCCAGGGACAUGUGCCUGCGCUUUGCUGACAUGGAGAGUAAACUGGGUGAGAUUGACCGUGCCAGAGCAAUCUACUCCUACUGCUCCCAGAUCUGCGACCCGAGGGUGACCGCGAACUUUUGGCAAACUUGGAAGGAGUUUGAGAUCCGCCAUGGAAAUGAGGACACCAUCAGGGAAAUGCUGAGGAUCAAGCGCAGUGUCCAGGCUACAUACAAUACCCAGGUCAACUUUAUGUCCUCUCAGAUGCUGAAGGCUACUACAAGCUCCACAGGCACUGUGUCAGACCUUGCUCCAGGCCAGAUGGGUGUUGAUGACAUGAAGAUGCUGGAGCAGAAGGCACAACAGCUUGCUGCUGAGGCAGAACAGGACAAACCCAAGCCCAAAGAAAAGAUUCUCUUUGUCAGGAGUGACACUUCUCGCAGCGAGCUGGCUGAGCUUUCCAAACAAGCCAAUCCUGAUGAGAUUGACAUUGACGAUGAUGAUGAGGAUGGAGAUGAUGACGAGCAAGGACCAGAUGAGGUGCAGCUUGAACAGAAGAGUGUCCCCACAGCCGUGUUUGGAGGGCUUAAAGAUGACUGAAUGGGCAAAAAUAGCAGUAGCAAGCAUUUGAUGUACAAAGAUGCCAUCUUUGGAUUGUUGUAGUCACAGACUGUGUUUUUCUAAUUGUGUAAAUUUUCUCUUUUUCACCCCUAUUUUAAUAGAAUGGUUUGUACUCUGAAUAACUGAAUGGUUACAUUUGUGCCUUCUUGGUAUUUUCCCUUUAUGCAUUAGCGUGGCAGUGUAUUUUCUUUAUACAGCACAUAAAUGUCUGAGCCUGUGUUCCAGUAUUGGCCACAUGAUGUCAGUCUUUCUUAGUGUUGUAAGUUUUUUUUUUUCCUUUUCUACCAGCCAGCAAUGAUUUAGUAACACAUCAACUUAAGGUUCUGUGUGCUUUUACUCUAUACUUCAUGACAUCGGUUUGUUAAGGACCAGUGAAAACAUAUUUGGGUCCGCUAUUGAACGGAGUAAUCUUUCUUUGGCAGGGAGGAAGUUGUUCUUCCCUAGAAAAACACAGGGGAGGAGUCUGGUUUCCUCAAGAGGGGAGUACUUGAUUGAAACUGGAGCAGAGCAUUCAGACCUUAUUAUUUACCUGAAAUACACCAUGUGGGUGGCUGUUUUGCAAAACAUGAACUUUUGGAACAAUAUUAAAAUCACACUGUAAUUACACAUGCAUUCCUAUAGAGAUGAAUUUUAAAGCUGACAAAAUGUAGAAUAGAUGCACUUCUAUUUGUGAUGGAUCGGCUUCGUGCUGUUUUACUCUCACCCAAUCACAAGGGUCAGACUGCAGGAGUGGACAAAGUGCAGAUGAGGUCUAUAUUACGUUCUUCCAUAAUUAGAUUAAAAUAGUUUCGAGGUAAUCCUCUUACAAAGUUACUGCAGAGGGGCACUAGCAAACCUUGGAGCUUAGAGCAACAUCAUGUGACAGGGAGGCACUUGGAGAGGCUUGUUGCUGUUGUGGAUGUUACUACUGGGAACAAUACUUAAAACAUAACUGGAACAAAAAUCUUGUGGUGAAAGUUACAAGUGAGGAACAGUUGGAAUAGUUUUCUACUUUAAUAUACUGCAAUGCCAGGGAUUCUUUCUGCUUUUUGAUUAAACUUUGGGCUGCCUUAAAGGUGCCCUGUGUAUAAUUUUCUUUUUUCCAAAUGUCCUUCAGAACAGAAAGGCUAAUGUAUCAGCAGGAAUGUGUGAUGGUUGAUGGUUUAUGCCAGUGAAUUUGACUACAAAAUGACUUUGUGACUCAUGCUGUGUUUUGGAGUAAAAAAUCCCUGCCCACUGGAAUUUCAAAACACUCUGUCUCCUCCCCGAUUUGCAUCUCUGUAAUGGGAGGAGCAAUAGUCAGCACGAGAUAUUUUUGUUUAUCUUUGAGCCAAAAAACAAAAGCAACUGUCCAGGCUGUAUUAUUACAGCAUUUUGUAUCAUGUUAUCUGUUUUUUUGUGAGACAUCUACCCCUUUUUUGUUUUGAAAAUGUCACUACUUGUGUCAAUUCCAGGCUAUUAAAUAUGGUACUAGAGACUUA
Molecule: messenger RNA, 4145 nt
Organism: Myripristis murdjan (pinecone soldierfish)
Lineage: Eukaryota; Metazoa; Chordata; Actinopteri; Holocentriformes; Holocentridae
Gene: xab2
Product: XPA binding protein 2
Exons: 19
Coding region: 112-2664 (850 amino acids)
Biological process (GO): mRNA splicing, via spliceosome; generation of catalytic spliceosome for first transesterification step
Cellular component (GO): U2-type catalytic step 2 spliceosome; post-mRNA release spliceosomal complex; Prp19 complex
Molecular function (GO): protein binding
Source: RefSeq, a predicted model, not a curated record